Molecule: messenger RNA, 1062 nt
Organism: Mytilinidion resinicola
Lineage: Eukaryota; Fungi; Ascomycota; Dothideomycetes; Mytilinidiales; Mytilinidiaceae
Exons: 1
Coding region: 253-618 (121 amino acids)
Source: RefSeq, a predicted model, not a curated record
CAAGCUUAUAGUUAUGAGCCCGGAUAUCGCUUAAUCCGUCAAUAUAUCUCACUCUGACUACCUACCUACCUACCACAAUCAAAGGAUCGCAUAUCCACCUUACUGUUGGCACCGUCUUCACGUCUCCACGUCUCUCCACGUCGUCACCGUCACCAUCAUGUCGUCCAAGACUUCAACCGUCCCAUCAAAUGUCAUCCUCAGAGAUCAAUCAGACUGGGAGCUCUGGCUGAAGCUGGAGAUGUUUGGCAGUAUAUGAACCCAGAUCAACCCCAUUGCCCGCUGCAGAAGCCUACAAAGCCGACUCGACCUGUCACUCAUUCCCAGCCCGAAUCCGAUUCUACGUCUACGAUUGUGUCCACUGCUCAGGCUAUUCCAACAGCUGCACAGCAAGCCCAGUAUACGGCUGAGCUAGCUGAAUACAACAUGGAAAUCAAGAAAUACCGAAGGCUCAAGGACAAGCUCGGUCAAGUGGAAACCCACGUUACCAAAUCAAUCGAUCCAAAAUACCUGUAUCACAUCAAGGAUAAGGACAACCCGUACGAAAAGCUCAAGACACUUCAACAGCUCCUAUCCCCUACAAAAAUUGAUCAGGAAUACCAAGUUCAGAAGACCUAUUAACUUGCAAAGGCUUUCCAUGCCCUACGAUCAAACAUUGAGGACUGGUGUGAUUCCUUUCUCAUCGCCUACAGACGAGCCGAGCAGCUACAGCUUCCAGAGGCCCAUGGAUUCCGUGCACAGAAAGACUUUGUACGAGCAAUCAAGCUAUUCGACGCAGCAUAUGCCGUCACUCUAUCUUUGAAAGUCUUUGAAGCCGGUUUCUAGAGGCGACACUGGUUGUAAGAAGCUGGUUUGGAUAGCUUCGCUGGAGCCUAGAGUCUGGCUGCACAGCAUAACUCUUGGCAAAGCAAGGCUGCACGUAACUUUAGGCAGUGCCUUGUGUUUCUUUUCUACACGGAGGGCAUUAUCUAGCAAAGGUAAGACUGCUGUCGGCAGGAUGGAGCCUUGGCGUAACAAAACGCACCGGCUAAAAUUAAAUUUAAAUUAACUAUUAUGAUCCCGCAC